GGACAUGGGGAAAUCGGACAUGUGCUCUAAACACCUUCUUUUGGCUCACAUUUGUGAUCAAAUUGUACAGUGGUCCUCGGAGGAUCCUGCCAUCGAAAUGACAGAUCCGUGUGAACCAGACACAAAGUGUUCCCAGCUUGGCUUGAUAGACCCGCUCCGUUUGAUUGAAUUCGCUGAUGCCAUCGCUGAGUUGGACUACCCACCUUGGUCCCUGCCUCCUUUACCUCAAACAAACCGUUCUCCUGGUUCUGCCACACAGCGUACCGGUUAUUUUGUUAUGAAAAGCGAGUGGUGCAUUGCACUAUUUACAUCGCUUGCGAAAGAAGUGGAACGGAGGCUUAACUCAGCCGCUAUGAACACAAGCUUACGAAGUUGCCUUUAUCUUGCUCUGUUUUGUCUGCAUGGUCAUCUUCUCGACUAUUACCCUUGCUUAAUCUCUUCUUUUUCUUCAACCCUAUUCUCUGUGAUCUUACCGGGUUUGCCAGAGAAUAUUCGGUGGGAGUCCUUGUCGUCUUCAGUGGUACGCGGACUGACAAGAUCCUGGUCCCUUUCGGAUGAUGCUGCUCCAUUGCACUUCCCCCCAAAUUCUAUUUGCUUGCAGUUUUUCGACCACCUGUAUCCAACAAUCUUGAACACUUUGUUAUUUGAUUCAGAGAAUCUAUUUCGGAAUAUUGCCAAUCUGUUUUCGCAUUUGCUUGCAUACUGGUGCGCGAAAUCUGUGCUGAUUGAGACAACCGAUGACGAUGCAUCCUCUUCGUUGAUCAAUAUCUCAUUGUUAUUUCACGCUUUGAGUCGGAGUUGGUUUCGAAAUCGCGAGCGUCUACCUAUGAUAAAAGAGUCUGUUUUCCGAAAAGUAGCUGAUUGGAUCCGGCCGUUUUUUUCCGGAUCCGUCGACAUGUUGAAAGUCCAUCCUCCUAGGAUUAUCCACCGCCUUUUUGUCAUUCUGCUGCUCGCUUUGGAGUCCGACUUUUCUACAGACUUCGACCGUCGCAAUCGUUGUUGCCUUCAAUUGGGGCAACUUUUAUUCGCGAUGUACCGCAUCCAUCAUUUCGCUUUGGUCGCAGAAGUGUUGACACCCGACUCGCCUCUAGUGCUUUUCACUUCUGAGAUGGUGACCUCUGGACAUCGUCCGCCACUGUCUCUCUCCAACGCAUUUCAACGCGCCGAGAGGCUGUUGCUUUCCCAUGUCAGUUCACGAAUACGAGAUCCAAACCCUACUGGAGACCCGUAUGCUUUAGCACAUUCUAUCUACAAUUUGCUGUUCAAAAUAGUUCAGUAUUCACCGUAUGUUUCACCUAGAUUGAUUCGGUUCGCAAAAUCCUUGGCCACCCAGUGUCCUACCCCCGCGUUGGCCUCUAUCUGGUUGUCUGAACUGACGGAGUUGAUUCAGAAGUUAUCGGUGUGUCCAUUCACAGACAGCUGUUCUCCACGAUCAGCGUUGUUUAGUGUGCCCACGCGGCAUCUGUUGCCCUCGUUUGGUCUAUCUGUCGACCGGGCUCUUUUGGCUUCACUCGUUCGUCUGCAUCAGCUUGGGUGGCAAAUGGGCCUCCCCCGCCAAUUACGGACAGUGGACAGUGAACACCGCCAAUACAUUCAGUGUUUGAGUUUGUUGAGAGCUUAGUUGCGCGGUGUGUCAGAGCCAUACGACUCUAGCACGGAACUGGGUUGGCCCAUCUUGACCUUCUUUACGUCGGAUAAUCUAUGGGAUCCCCCGGCUGCCUCCAUGAAUCCACAUAUGGAACCUGUUCGAUCUUCGUUUGGCCGCACUACUGAUUUACUUCAGAACAAAUACAAUUAUCUCUGGCGUGCAACUACAGUCCAUUUGUCGAUUCACGAUUUACUCGAUGUCUUGUCGAUCAAUCGGCGCUCUUCGUUGUUCGCCCCCAAUCCGUAUGCUCUGUUCCGACUCAGUUCCACCCUUAACGCCGUUGCAUUGAACCACGUUCGGUCUCUUCACCCUAAUUCGUUUCCCCAUCUUUUCCUACUCGCUUGCAGUUGUGCUGAUGAUCCUGACAUGAUGAGUUCUUCAUGGUGCGAACAGUACCUCCUACCGAAAAUGCAUCCGGUCGAUCCCCUAGAUGAAUUGAUAUUUCAUCGUGCAUGUGAAUUGUAUUUGCCUACUGGCAUCCUUCGACGUUGUUUGCCGAGACAGGAAUUAAUCGGGAUACUGAGGAGUCUUUCCACGAAUGGUAGUAUUUCCCCCUCAGACCAAACAAAUCCAAACUCCUGCGCUUCCCACGCGACGGCCGCUCGAAUCUUGGCAGUUUGUUCUGCUUUGGCUUGCGUACGCGUCGCCACCCCGAUCUAUGUUUCCUUGUGUCUCCCCAUCUUCACUGAAGAUUACCGGUGUUGGUUGACCAAACUGUGUGAUUCACUCGACAGAAGGGUACCAGACGCUUGGAAGUCGCAUUCCACUUAUCUUGCUAGCUUGGCUGCUCUUUCAUUCACUGAGUCUUUGUUCUCACUCUGGCAACCGUGGGAGCUGACCACUCACAAAUUGAACAGGUCUUCCACUUCUCAUCGUCUUAGCCUUAUUCGGCGCAGUCUGCGGUUACGGUUCCGGCCAUCGCUGACCCUUUCGCAUUGGGAUUUUUUCAUCUCUCUCGUGGUGAGUUGGGUGUGCUCUGUGGCGAACUCGCUCUUUGACUCCAGUACACCAUUGGAAGAUCACGAUAGACUAUUUGCGUUUCGAAGUUUCCGUGCUGCCACUGCAUUGGCCGCUGUGUUUUUGGACUGUCAUAUGUCUCCAGUGAUUUUGGACGCUGUGCUGGUACCUCAUGCUGCUGCUUCAGGAGGAGACGGAGGUUGCCCUCUUCCUUUGGAUGAAUCAACUGGGGACGAAUGGGGUGACGAUUUGGACGCUGAAGCUGAGCAGGCAGAUCUCAAAGACUUGUAUGUCAAUAUAAGGGACGAUGAUAUAAUCAUGGAUAGCGAUAACGUGCUCGAGAGUACCGAGAAUACAGAACCAUUGCCCCUCGACUUCUCAGAGGAAAUCGACGAGGGACAGGAGUCAGUUUUGAUACUUGAUGAAACUGAUGAAGUAAAUGGCACAGGGGUCGCAGAUAAUGAGCCAAUCCUUCCACUUCGUGGCCGCCCUCCACCUUCCGUUCGAACCGACUGGGACAAUUUUUUCUCCUCACAUCUUUACUCCAAUCUGUUGCCUAUCGUUCUCCGAUCUUGCUUGUCUCAGUCGAAUUCCAGUGUUUCAUGUAGUCAAAUGGACACUCCGUUUCAUUUACAAGCGCUUUGCGCUGCAUUUGCCACGUGUCCAACCUCCCGGUUAAUCCGCCUGUUUGCCGAUAAUCCGCGUCUUAUCCUAGAGUAUGUAGUGGAUUUGGAGGUAUCUGACUGUUCUUCCUCACCCUCAGUAGUACCGCUGAUCUCUUCCCGAAAUUGUUCGGUAUCUCAGUUUGUUCCAGGUCUACGCGCGAGUUUUGAAUUGGCUAUUCGUCUGCUCCGUUUUUCACCUUUCCAAUCUGGCCAGCUCCUUGGACAUAUAUUACUUACUCGACUCACCUGUACGCGCACCCAACGACCUGGCAGUGAUGCAACGUCGAAUUUGAGUAACUACCUUGUCCAUCGCCUUCCUACCUCCCUGAUGCUGGCACUAUCAGGUCCUCUACCCGAGUCCUUAGAAUGUGACUUAGUUUCGGAGUCGGCUUUUGAUUACUGGGGACGUGGAUCUCGUGCUCUAACUUACGUCACAGUGUUCUCUGUGCAGGACGGCUGGAGUCUGGAUUUAUCGGCACAUCGAUCUAUCUUAGGCUACCUUCUGGCUUGGGAUUGUUUACUGAGUCUGUUCACCUGUGCCGGACCCCAUGCGGGUGCACGGUUACAGCGAGCGUUGCUCGGUCGUUCGGCAUCCUUACUGGACAAAUUCAUGAUGUGUCUUGGCCUCCUUCUACCCCCCACCUGUGAUUUGAAAGCGUUUAUGAAGUCCCUUAGCCGACUUGAGCCACCUGAGGGUCUCAUGCUUCCUGUGUCGGCCACUUGGACGAAUCUCAUCUCUACAGUGUCUUCAUUCAGUUCCGAAACCCAUCGCCGUGCCGUACGUUUGCCUGCCACUCCGGCGUCUGAUGACGUUCAAUGCUGGGAUGAACCGUUUGGUCCAGAUGAUCCUCUCCUCUUCCUGCCUGGCCACCGGCUGUCUCGUGAUCUCAGUCACUUUGCUGUGCGGUUACUUUGCCGCUUCCUCUCUGAGGCACCUGCACUGUUCAGAAACUGGUUCCUUCGGUUGCGUUCUUUGAACUCAGACGGGUCAACCAGCAUUGCUCACCCUCAGAGCCCGUUGGCUCUCCAUAACCCGAGGCGCCUUCGUUUCUUUUCGAACGCAGUGCGCUCUUUGAUCACCGGGUAUUUCGCGACAGAUAUUGCACGUGAUGAAGUGAUCUUGGUGCAGGACAGGGCUCUUAUUCGGCGCGUCAAACUUGACGAAGGCGCAUCCAAGUCGUGGCUCUCUCUGUGGAACUCUUCAAAGGAGGUGGGGUCAAUCACCAUCAAGUGUCGACCUUUGUUAAGAAAGCUGAUCGCCACCUGCCGCAUGACCGAAGAACACUCUGUGGAGAUGAUCAUCCAACUGCCGCCUAACUACCCACUUAGUCUUACCACAGUCACUUGCUGGCCUCGUGCGGCCGUCAGCUCGCAACAGUGUCACGUGUGGAGCGAUCAGUUGGCCAAGUUCAUCAACAAUCAGAACGGCUCCAUUCUCAAUGGAAUCGACUUGUGGCAACAGAAUGUGCGCAAGAAAUUUGAAGGGGUUGAAGAGUGCGCCAUUUGCUACUCCAUCCUGCACAACACUAAUUUCAGUCUGCCAAAAAUGCAAUGCCACUCGUGCCGCAAACUGUUUCACUACGCCUGCAUUUAUCAUCAUCUCACGACCAACGUCACCCGAGUGUGCCCGCUUUGUCGGGAUCCAUUCUUUGACCCUUGUGGACGUUCAGAGUGAAAACUGUCCUCCAGUACUUUCUUUAUAUUCUGCUAUUUUUCUACCUGUCUGUAAUCCCAGAUUUUUUACGCAUUGUAUAUAUACAUAUAUAGUCAACGGUUAAAAAAUUAACAAGAAACCAUGGACGGUUCGCUUUGGAUAAACAAUCCUCGUUCCUC
Molecule: messenger RNA, 5103 nt
Organism: Dicrocoelium dendriticum
Lineage: Eukaryota; Metazoa; Platyhelminthes; Trematoda; Plagiorchiida; Dicrocoeliidae
Source: the annotation of a GenBank genome assembly